AUGUUCCGAUUUAAAUUAACUGAAUCCAUACAAAAAGACUUGUUUAAUAAGUUGUAUAAAUUAUAUCGCAAGGGUAUAUCAAGUCUACUACUGAGUGAAACGUUAAGACCGUUCCUAAAUCAAGCCAUCUUAUACAGAACAUUGAGAGUCUGUACUGACGAGAGCAGUAUCAUUACUAACACUGAGCUUGACAUAAGUUUAUUUGAGGAAUUCCAAGAAUUUGGCCAAGUAGUUUCAAGUGUUUUAGAAUUUUCAGCUCUCAUGAAGAAAAUUGAAACAGAGAUGAAUAAAAGCUUGACGCCAUACCAGGAGGCCACAAUACAAUUUUUAACAUCAGAGAUAUUACGAAACACUGCCAUGCUGAAACUGUGUGAUGUAUAUCAACAAAAAAAUCGUAAUAAGGUUUAUUACACAACAAAUUACGUAUCCCGAUUGUUAAAACUGUCAUGUACAUUAGGUUGUGUCUCAGAUAUUGUAUAUCUUGCAUUGUAUUAUUACAAAACAUGUAGAUUUGAACAGUCACUUAGUUGUUUGCAAAAAGCUCAGGACAGAAUGACAAAUCCAUGCAUCAUAUAUUGUGAUCAUGUAAAUGUACAUAUGUACACACGCUGCACUGUGGGGAUGUCUCUGAAUCGUAAAAUGAGAAUCGCUCUAGUUCUAGAUAUUGUGUUAAAUAGUGAGUACACAUACAUUGAUGAACUAAUUCUAGAGCAGAAGAUCAGUGACGAGAAUGGCAGAAUUGCAUUGUUCAUUCCACCUCUAGUGAUGUUACACAUGUUGUUUAUACUGAAUCACCACAGACUGGGUGACACAGUCAGGUCACAACAAUCUCUACAGGAUCUACACACUCUGCUGCUCUAUGAUGUCGGGAUUUAUGUACCUUUUAAUCUCAGAGAUAUUUCGUGGCAAAUACUCGGAAUCUGUCAACAAAUCUGUGGGGACUUCCAGGGAGCUCUAGAAUCUUACCAACAUUCGUUACAACAAAAUCCAUAUCACAAGAUUCAGGAAGCAACGCUGUAUAGAGUGGGCACAAUUACUCAAUGA
Molecule: messenger RNA, 1044 nt
Organism: Saccostrea cuccullata (small rock oyster)
Lineage: Eukaryota; Metazoa; Mollusca; Bivalvia; Ostreida; Ostreidae
Exons: 1
Coding region: 1-1044 (347 amino acids)
Molecular function (GO): protein binding
Source: RefSeq, a predicted model, not a curated record